GUUCCAACCACCUUCACGCCCAUUGCCGCUGUUGGGCAUCACGAACUUGUUUGUUGCUCGCAACGCUCCCCCAUCCCACAGCCCGACUCACGAGUAAGCAUAUCUCCAUUCCGCGCGAGGUCAAUCUCAUUCCAUACCCUCGUUGACGCAUCCGGCAAAUUGCUAUUGUUUUACCACAUUUGGAGGCGGAUCUACAUUGUGUGAGAACAUACAUUGAACAAGUAUAUGGACGGCGUCGAAGUGAGGAGGGCCGCUUCAACAGGCGCUGCAUCGAGUUCUGCAGGCAGUGGUACCAGGGGAGGGGAAAAUGGAGGGGACGAUGGAUCACGAGGGUCGAGACGAAAUAGAAUUUUCCGGGACGCACGAGUGAAUGCCAACUAUCAACCAUCGGGCCUGGCAAGAGCUGCAUUUAUUGCGGCAUCCAAUGGUGUCCCGCUUGGCAACAAUGUAACAUCGCCAUCCUCAGACCGACGGUAUUCGGUGGCGGCGUUAUGGUCUAUGGCUGCUGAAAACGAUGUAGAAGUGGACGAUGAGCUGACAAAGGCACAACGACGGCUGCGAGAGUUGAAGACUCGGAUAUCUGCACAGUCCAAGAAGAAUUUCUUACUGGAACGAGAUGUUCGGUAUCUUGACAGUCGGAUAGCCCUUUUGAUUCAAAACCGCAUGGCUUUGGAUGAACAACAAGAAGUCGCUAGUCAUUUGGAAGAGAUCGAUGCAUCGGAAGGAUUUCUACCAGAUGACCGUAAACGGCAGCUUUAUGGAAAUCUCUUUUUCCUCCUGCAAUCUGAACCUCGGCAUAUUGCAACUCUCGCUCGAUUGGUCACCUUGUCGGAAAUCGACACCCUCCUGCAAACAGUAAUGUUUACAAUAUAUGGAAACCAAUACGACUCUCGAGAAGAGUAUCUUCUACUAUCCAUGUUCCAAAAUGUCCUUGCCGCACAAUUCGAAACUGCUACUGAGUUUGGCAGCUUACUUCGCGCAAACACGCCUGUUUCUCGGAUGAUGACAACGUACACAAGGCGAGGGCCCGGACAAACAUAUCUUAAACAUGUCCUGUCGGAGCGGAUCAACAAUCUGAUCGAGCAUCAAGAUUUGGACUUGGAAAUCAAUCCGCUGAAAGUAUAUGAACAAAUGAUAAGUGAUAUCGAAGCAGAAACGGGAGAGCCAUGCGACCUACCCCGGGGUAUCUCUCAAGAGGAGGCACAGCAAAACCCGGACGUUCAGGCCAUCAUUGCUCCACGCUUGACAACGCUGAUGGAGAUCACAGAGUCUUUUUUAACGACAAUCAUCGCGUCCCUUGAUCAGGUGCCUUAUGGAAUUCGAUGGAUCUGCAAGCAAAUCCGAUCAUUGACUAAGCGAAAAUACCCUGAAGCUACAGAGUUCAACAUAUGUUCGCUCAUUGGAGGUUUCUUUUUCCUUCGCUUUGUGAAUCCGGCUAUCGUCACACCCAACGCGUACAUGCUCGUAGAGAGCAAUCCGAAGAAGAACCCUAGACGUACCUUGACCCUCGUAGCCAAACUGCUGCAAAAUCUUGCCAACAAACCAACCUAUUCGAAAGAGGGAUACAUGAUCUCGCUAAAUCCUUUUGUGGAGGAAAACAAGUCGCGUAUCAAUAAGUUCCUCAAUGACCUGUGUGAAGUUGGAGACUUUUAUGAAGCAUUGGAGAUGGAUCAAUAUAUAGCGUUGUCCAAAAAGGAUAUCAUGCUGAACAUUACGCUAAACGAAAUUUACAACACGCACGCACUCCUCGUUCAGCAUCGUGAUGCUCUGUGUCCAAGCGAAAAGCACCAUCUCCGCAUUUGUCUUAAUGAUCUCGGGCCUGCACCAUCCCAAGUUCCGCGUGCGGAAAACAAAGCCAUCGUGUUGCCCCUAUUUUCACGCUGGGAACAACCAAUCACUGACAUUCCAUCAGCAAUGGCUGAUAGCGAACUCACACAGGGCGACAUCCUCUACAUGGACACCAAAGCACUUUUUGUUCAAAUUCUCCGAACCAUGCCGGUUCUUGCGGCAGCGGCGGUCAAUUCAUCAUCGAAUGGCAGCACUGCGAUUAACCUUCCCCGCGUAGCUGAAACCGCUGCUACGUCCCGAGACCCGACUUUGGUCAAAAAGGGAAUUAAAGUGCGCGAAAUGCUCCGUCAGCUGGAGGAGAUGCAGGUCGUAGAUCGUGCUGAUGGACAUGCCUUGAUGUGCGAAGAAGUGCGCCAAGAACUGGUGCAUCUCGGUAACCUGCGAGAAAAGGUUGAUAAGGAGAUUGCAAGUUUGGAAAUUGUUUACAAGACUAUCCUUGAUCACAACAACUACCUGCGAAGUCAGCUCGAGAGUUAUAAAGCGUACCUACAAAACGUGCGAAUACAAAGCGGGCUAGUGAAUACAAAGAGCUCUAAAGGACAGGUUCAAGGACCAUAUAAGUUUAGUCACUCGCAGCUGGAAAAGGACGGGAUAAUCGUGGAGAGCAAUGUCCCAGAUAACAGGCGGGCAAAUAUUUUCUUCAAUAUUAUGUCGCCUGUUCCUGGAACAUUCAUUAUUGCGCUACACUAUAAAGGACGCGAAAAGGCUAUUCUUGAAAUGGACCUCAAAUUGGAUGACCUCCUAGAAAAACAGCAAAUGGGCGUGCAGCUUUUGGAUUUAGAAUACGUUCAGUUGAGCGUUAACAGAAUUCUGUCGCUUCUCAACAAGACAUUCUUGAAGCGAUAGUGGAUAGCAACGAAUAAUAAAGAUUCGCAACCAGACAAUUAAGGCAGACACGAAGGAUUAGUAAAUUUUGUAGUACCUAGGACUUGCUCAAUUUUUGCUCAGUUAGUAGUAGCGACGGAUAUUGGUAAUUCACGCAACACGGUAAAAAGCGGUCGGGCUGGAACCGGCCUUCAACUGCUAGAAGAUCAUAAAGCUUUUUCUUUUUCACUUUGUAACUUAUACGUAUUACUACGUCAUGGGGGGCCACUGAUCGGGUCUUUCUCUGCAACGGUUUGUAAUGCUGCAGCAGUUUGAAACUGUGUAAUCCAACUCGGUGGUUUUCCUACCCCA
Spizellomyces punctatus DAOM BR117 is the source of this 3024-nucleotide messenger RNA. RefSeq lists its product as uncharacterized. Bases 226 to 2694 code for a protein of 822 amino acids. NCBI's taxonomy places the organism in Eukaryota, Fungi, Chytridiomycota, Chytridiomycetes, Spizellomycetales, Spizellomycetaceae. Gene Ontology annotation, molecular function: protein binding; GTPase activator activity. Gene Ontology annotation, cellular component: cell cortex. The transcript has 5 exons. Gene Ontology annotation, biological process: regulation of GTPase activity; regulation of actin cytoskeleton organization. The record is from RefSeq and is a predicted model, not a curated record.